Molecule: messenger RNA, 1576 nt
Organism: Gastrolobium bilobum
Lineage: Eukaryota; Viridiplantae; Streptophyta; Magnoliopsida; Fabales; Fabaceae
Product: probable aminotransferase TAT2
Exons: 7
Coding region: 41-1291 (416 amino acids)
Biological process (GO): biosynthetic process; amino acid metabolic process
Molecular function (GO): transaminase activity; pyridoxal phosphate binding
Source: RefSeq, a predicted model, not a curated record
ACUAAGCUAAUAAGAGGUUACAAAAACUCCAAGCUUAGCCAUGGAAAGUGGUGUUGUGGCAGUGAACCAUGAAUCAAAAGCAACUUCAACCAUCACCAUUAAGGGUAUUCUCAGCCUUCUAAUGGAAAGCAUUGAUGACAAACAUGAUGAUAGCAAGAGAGUUAUAUCUUUGGGCAUGGGUGACCCAACACUUGCCACGUGCUUCCACACCCCAAAGGUUGCUGAAGAAGCUGUUGUUGAAGUUCUUCAAACUCACAAGUUUCAUGGCUAUGCUCCCACUCCUGGUCUUCUUCAGGCCAGAAAAGCAAUUGCUGAAUAUCUGUCUCGUGAUCUCCCUUACCAGUUAUCAACUGAUGAUGUUUUUAUCACUUGUGGAUGCACACAAGCUAUUGAUGUUUCAGUGGCGAUGCUUGCUCGCCCCGGUGCAAACAUCUUGCUUCCAAGACCUGGCUUCCCAAUCUAUGAACUUUGUGCUGCAUUUAGACAAGUUGAAGUGAGGCACUAUGAUUUGCUACCAGAGAAAGGUUGGGAGGUUGAUUUGGAUGCUGUUGAAGCUCUUGCAGAUCAGAACACAGUUGCAUUGGUGAUUAUAAACCCAGGGAAUCCUUGUGGAAAUGUAUACAGUUACAAUCAUUUGGAGAAGAUUGCAACAACUGCAAAAACGCUUGGAACUAUUGUAAUUGCUGAUGAAGUUUAUGGUCACCUUGCAUUUGGUGCCAAUCCUUUUGUUCCAAUGGGAGUUUUUGGCUCUAUUGUUCCUGUUCUCACUCUUGGCUCCCUGUCAAAGAGAUGGAUAGUUCCUGGAUGGAGGCUUGGUUGGUUUGUGACAAAUGAUCCAUGUGGCACUUUUAGAAAACCCAAGGUAGUUGAGCGCAUUAAAAAGUACUUUGAUCUUUUGGGAGGUCCGGCCACUUUCAUCCAGGCGGCUGUGCCUCGUAUAAUUUCGCAGACAGAAGAGGUUUUCUUCGAGAAAACCAUUGACAAUUUGAAGCAUACCUCAGAUUUAUGUUGUAAAGAGAUAGAGGAUAUUCCAUGCAUAUUUUGCCCUUGCAAACCAGAAGGGUCCAUGGCUAUGAUGGUGAAACUAAACAUUUCCCUUCUGGAAGAUAUUAGCGAUGAUAUUGAUUUCUGUUUCAAACUUGCAAAGGAGGAAUCUGUUAUCAUUCUUCCAGGAACUGCUGUAGGGCUAAAAGAUUGGCUCCGUAUUACUUUUGCUGCUGAUCCAUCUGCUCUUCGAGAGGGUAUGAAAAGGAUAAAAUCUUUCUGUCAGAGGCAUGCCAGAAAAUUGUAAAAACAAUAGUGAAUCCUCAAAUAAAAUGUCUACUAAACGUGAUGACCCUUGACUCUGUCUCCUGCAAAAGAAGUUAUCUUCUCAUCACUACUACACAAGAAUUACAUAUUAACUUGUAUUUCAAUACAGCAUACAGUGCCAUUAGAAAUGGACUAUUUAACUGGACAUUGCAACAUUGUUACAGAUGUAAUCCUCUUCACAGUGAAACACCAUCUUAAUUCAAAUACUAUUAGGGGCAUGUUCAGUUUUUUUAAUCAAUGAAAAUUUAUUUAUAUGGAUCAUCAA